AUGGCGAAAACUUUGGCACAAGGAAGGAAACCUGGAAGCGGCAGAAAGCCCGGAAAAGGCAAGACGUUGAGAGAGGGAAGAAAGCCUGGCAGUGGUAGGAGGAGGAGGCAAGAUAUUGGAGGAAAAGAGACUGACGGGGCUCAACAGGAUCAGGAAUCGCGUCCCAUCAGUUCCAGGGACAUGGAAGCUGUGGACGCGCUGAGAGAGUUGACGCACAGCCCGUCGUCCUAUUCAGCUCAUAAUUCAACACCAGCACCACCGCCGCAUGCAGCAGCUGCGUCAAUUUCAUUACCCCCUUCUCUGGAUUAUACCCACCAGACAUUAAUGGAUCAGCAACAGCAACAUCAACAGCUACAACAACAGAGAGUGGACGUCGUUCCCCCCAAGCCGUUCAUCACCCACAAGAUCCUGUUAUCUUCAACGGGGAAUUCUGGCGGCCUUGUAAAUUCAAACUACAAUGCCGACCAUAGCAUUAAUCAUAAUUCACACCACAACCUCAGCAACAACGUCAACGUGAACAUGAACUUUACUAUAAAUGGGAGCAAUCAAGACCCGUCGUCUUCUUUUCUGAUGGGGCCCUACAACUAUCUGCAACGGCCUUUCCUAGUGAAACCAUAUCUUGAUUUGUCUACAAGCGCAGCAGCAUCAAAUCAGCCACGGACGCAACCGCCUCAGGCAACACAUAUUCCUAAGAGUUCUGAUUCUACAGAGAAAAACGCAACCAUAUGA
This is a messenger RNA of Saccharomyces paradoxus, 729 nucleotides long. It is a transcript of the gene DAT1, whose product is annotated as Dat1p. Bases 1 to 729 code for a protein of 242 amino acids. Lineage: Eukaryota; Fungi; Ascomycota; Saccharomycetes; Saccharomycetales; Saccharomycetaceae. The record is from RefSeq and is a predicted model, not a curated record. The transcript has a single exon.